Molecule: messenger RNA, 1859 nt
Organism: Carcharodon carcharias (great white shark)
Lineage: Eukaryota; Metazoa; Chordata; Chondrichthyes; Lamniformes; Lamnidae
Product: transcription factor-like 5 protein
Exons: 6
Coding region: 108-1637 (509 amino acids)
Biological process (GO): spermatogenesis; regulation of DNA-templated transcription
Cellular component (GO): nucleus
Molecular function (GO): DNA-binding transcription factor activity, RNA polymerase II-specific; protein dimerization activity; RNA polymerase II cis-regulatory region sequence-specific DNA binding
Source: RefSeq, a predicted model, not a curated record
GGUAGCAUGGCCAAAGUGUAGGGCUCCUUUUAUUUUUUUUUUCUCUCUGCCCUAAAUUAUUGUAGAUGUGAGGACGUUAAUUUUUAUAUUUUUUUACUUCUAACUUGAUGAUGCUUUCUUCUGAGGCCACACCAGAGCCGCCCCCUUCCCCAUCUCAUGAUUCCAGGUCCACGGAGCCGACCCCCACCACUUGUACCUCCGAGUGCCCCUUUACGGAGCCAGGACUGAACUUUACUAACUCUGAUCUUAGCCUCGUGGACAUGAGUGAGGUUGAAUACACCCAAUUACAGCACAUCCUUUACUCACACAUGGAGUCCCAGCCAGGGGAAGGUGAACUGGAGACUCGUUUGAAUCCUUCUUUGUACCCGUCUGCCAAUUCUACCAGCCAGGCUUCAUUUCCAACAACCAGCUCGGUUAACCAAGUUCCUUAUUCAACAGCUAGCUCUGCCAACCAAAACCUGUACCCAGUUACCAGUUCAACGAACCCAACCUCAGAUUCUCACUACAUGGGCAGCAGUCAAUGUUUAGGGCACAUUGAUUUCCAAGAGUUAAAAAUGAUGCUUCUGAAUGACCCUCCGUUACCCGUUAACAGCAGUAGUAGUUUGCAAAGUGUGGAUAAAUUCUCACAAAAUUCUUCUGCGGAAAACACCCGACCUAAUGGAAUAACACUGAAAAAUAGGGACACAGCGGCUAAUUCAGACAAAGAGAAGAACUCAGGGGAUAACUCGAUGACCGGACAAGAGUCGAGAUGCAAAACUGGACCCAGAGUUCGCCUGGAAGACAGAUUUAAUGCAGUCCAAAAUGAAAACCAGGACCGACAGGAGUUACAAGAUUCUGGAGUUACAUUUAACAAUUUGGUUGCUUUGAUCCGGCAUCCUUCAGAGCUGAUGGGGAUACCUCUCCAUCCACAGCAAAACAAAUGUGCUACUUUAGUCAAGAGCAAGGCUGGGGCUCCUUCUGCUCUACAGUUUGCAUACCCUUUGUACACACCGAAUUCAUGUACACCAACUGGCAGUACUAGCUCCAGUCAAACUCAGGGUACAGGAAACCAGGCACAUAUGCUAGAAUCUGCCAGCCCUCAAGAGCUUGCCCUGCCAAGAGCAUUCUCUUUAUGUUUCCAGCAAGAACUCCAAUCCGCCAGACAGGCACUGAGUAACUGCAACAGAAACAAACCUUUGCCUGAGCAAGUCUGGAUUAAGGUAGAAGAUGAAACUUUACGCAAGCAAGUAGCAAACAAACGCUGUCGCAGUCGCUCACGGCAAGCUAGCAUAGAAACAGAACACAAAGUUCUUAGUGAUCUCACUAACAUGGCAGAGAAUCAAAAUGCAAAUGUUGCUCAAGGUGGGCAAUGGCAACCAACACAUCCAACUCCCCCUGGCCCUACACAUGGGAACCAGCAGGAACUAAACUGCCAGCGAAGAGAGAGACAUAACCGAAUGGAGAGAGACCGCAGGCGCAGAAUCCGUAUUUGCUGUGAUGAGCUGAAUUAUCUUGUUCCAUUCUGCAAUUCUGAGACUGAUAAAGCUACAACUUUACAGUGGACCACUGCCUUUCUCAAAUAUAUUCAGGAAAAACACGGUGAUACACUAAAAAAGGCAUCUGCUUUCUCUAGUCGAGAACAAGCACCAAGACACUGAAAGAAGACCGAGUGGUGUCCCUCCUUCCUCUCUCUCUCCAACCCAACUUGCAGCUUUCAACCCCUGUUUCCUUCUUGUAACUACCCAGCUGCUGCAGAUAGAGACUUCUUUAAGAAACUCAACCCCGCACUACUGUCUCCAGAAGAAUCAACAAAUCGUCCGUCUACAUCUUCAAAUCACCUUGAUGAGCAGCAGGACCACCAAAUUCAGCCUGAAGCCAGU